Messenger RNA from Notodromas monacha, 3709 nucleotides. NCBI's taxonomy places the organism in Eukaryota, Metazoa, Arthropoda, Ostracoda, Podocopida, Cyprididae. The record is from the annotation of a GenBank genome assembly.
UUUCAUUUUGUCGCAGUUUCUGUGAAAUUUCGAGUGAUCGCUGGAGCAUGUUCAGGUCGACCGGGAUGUUCGAUAAGUUGCUCGAUAAAGCGACGAGCCACUUGAAUUUGGAAGAGCCUGAUCUAGUCGUGACACUGCAGCUUUGUGACAACAUCCGGCAGAAAGAUGUACAGGCUUCAUACGCUUUGAGUGCUCUGAAGAAGAAACUUUAUGACAAGAAUCCAAAUGUGCAACUUUUUGCAUUACAAGUUUUGGAAAGCUGGGUGAAAAACUGUGGUGUGCUUGUGCACGACGAAUUGUUGGGAAGCAAGGAUAUGAUGGAAGAACUGCAUGAUAUAGUGAAGCAAACUCCGAAUGAAAAAGUACGAAAGAAGAUUCUUGAGCUUAUCCAAGUCUGGGCUCAUGCCUUCAGGGGACAAUCGAAGUAUCAACCUGUCCAGGACAUCAUGAAUAUUAUGAAGGCGGAAGGGUAUUCUUUCCCCCAAUUGAAAGAAAGUGAUGCUAUGUUUAUGGCCGAUACCGCACCCAAUUGGAUUGAUGGCGAGGCUUGUAUGCAGUGCCGGUCGACCUUUAGCAUGUUUACUAGAAAGCAUCAUUGUCGAGCGUGUGGGAAGAUCUUCUGUGACCCUUGUUCGCAACACAGUCUCCCACUUCCUCAUUUGGGCAUAGAAAAGUUUGUUCGCGUUUGUGAUUACUGCUUUGAGAAGCAUCGCAAGUCCCUUGGUGCCGCUGCUACCGGCACGAAAGAGGGUACCGAUGAUUUGCCACCUGAAUACUUGAACAGCCCUUUGUCAAAGGAGAACCAGGUUCCAAAGAAGAAAACAGAAGAAGAGUUGCGUGAAGAAGAGGAAUUACAACUCGCGAUCGCUCUGUCACAAUCGGAGUGUGAGUCAAAGGCUCAAGAAGACCCCGUAGAAUUGGAUCCCGAAUUGGCAAGAUAUUUGGAUCGGUCAUUUUGGGAAACGAAGCAACAGAAGGCCGAGGCCCGCGAGGAGAAGAAGGAAAAAGUGAAGAAAAGUAGUUCGGGACUUUACCCGGAAAAUUCUCGGAAAUAUGAAGCAGAUACCAGCAUUGCGCCACAGGCAUCGGCGCCCCCGAUGGCUUCUUCCGCCCCUGCUGUCAACGCGAACGAGAUGAGUUUCACGAACAACAAGUACAUGUCGAAUGAGAACUCGAUUGCUCUCGAAACUCCAGUUCCUCAGCGUGCAGUGCAUCCCGUGGAAGAAGACGCUGAGCUAAAUGAUUUCGUCAAUAAUCUCCGGAGUCAACUAGAAAUUUUCACCAAUCGUAUGGAGAGCAAUAAGAGCCGUGGAAGAUCCAUUGCGGUUGAUUCAUCUGUUCAAACUCUCUUUAUGAACAUUGCUUCGCUGAAUUCUACGUUGAUCCGGAAAACGAACACCCUGGAGGAGGAAAGAGUCUUGUACGAAGGUAUGCAAGAUCGUUUGGCUCAGUUGAAGGAUGCUCGGGCCGCACUGGAUGCCUUGCGAGAAGAGCAUCGGGAGAAGAUCCGACGUGAAGAAGAAGAGGCUGAGCGUCAGAGGCAAAUGCAAAUGGCUCACAAGCUCGCUAUAAUGAGGAAAAAGAAGCAUGAAUAUUUAGAAUAUCAAAGGCAAAUGGCGCUCCAGAGGAUGCAGGAAGAAGAAAGAAUCCUCACAAUGAAGAACAUGGCAGCAGCUGCUGGUGCUCAGAUGAUGUAUCCCCCGGGCGUUGUCCCUAUGCCUGGAGGUGUUAAUGGUCCAACAAGUAUGCCAGGUGUGAUUCCGGGGUACGCCCCUCAAAUGCCUGGAGCUCCACCGCAUCCUCCGCAGCACGUGAUGCCGUCCUCCCAAAUGCCUGGCGACCAUUACGACGGCUCACCUGUGCAUCAGUCUGCGCCCUACUACCCGCCGCAAAUGCCGCCAGGAGGUGUCUACCAGAUGCCCGUGGUUCAGGGCUACAGGAUGCCGACUGCUGGCCCACCUCCAGGCGCGCCCUCGUCAACAGCUACUGCUGUUGCAGCGACGUCCGCUGCGCAGCAGCAGAUUGCUCAGGUGGUGGCUGCUCCAGCUCCUCCCCAAGCGAUCCCCGAGCCUGAACCUCCUCAGCCGGAACCUGCACCACUCAUUUGCUUCGAUUAGUCUCGAGAUUGAAGGAAAUUCGGAAGAAUUCAUAUUUUCCUGCAAUUACAGAGUCGAGUGAUUUUUUCUUCUAGAAUCCGCAUUCUGGGUUGGUCAUUCGUGCCGCCGCUAUUCCACUGAGUACAAUCCCCUGUUCUUCUGUUUUCCUUGUCCAAUUGUUAUUUUUUCGCUGAUGAGACUAUUUCGAUUAGAUCUGGAACAGAUGGUGGUGGCGGUGCUUUUUUUUGCUCAAUUUUCUCAAUCCUUUGGAAGAUUUAACCCAGUGGUCUACAUCGCGUGGUCCGCAGACCAGCGCCGGUUCUCAGAAGUUUUUUGCGGGUCCGCGGGAAAUUUUCCUAUCAUAUAUAGCAUAAAUUUAUCAACGGUAGUAAUGAAGUCUGUUAUUAUUUGAAAUCUCCAAGAACAGGGCAGCUUAAAUCAUUUGAUCAAAAAUCAAAGUCGACUUCUCUCCCAUUUGAGAGUGAAAAACAUUUCAUAGAAAUACAUUUUAUCAAGUAUUCAUCCUGAGAAACCUUUCUUGAAGCCCAAAUUUAGAAAAUACAUUAUUUCCAGUAUUCAUUCUGAGAAACCUUUCUUGAAGACCAUCUUUCUAAUUUUUUGAAAACGUUCCACUGCUGCUUCAUUGGCUUUGAAUUUAAUUUUUGCAACUCUGUGAAAGUUUUAAUUGGAGGACUUUUAUGGUAGGUAUUUGAAAAAUGUCUGCUGGUUUUCAGGAAUUUUUAUUUAACUUUGCUGGUCCGCAAAAAAAUUCAAAGGACAUUUGCCGGUCUGCGAGCCAAAAAAUUUGGGGAACGCUGAUUUAACCUUUUUUGCCCGUUUACCUACAGUAGUCAGUCUUUUUUUUUUAUUGAAUUUGUUUGUUGGGAACAAUCACUGACUAUGAAUCAGGACGCAUUCCUUGAAGCUUAAAUUGGGUUCGAAGCAUGCGUGUUUUCCCCUCUGUGUGAUCUGAAUGAAAAUGUAUUCUUGGGCUGAAGAAAUUCUACUGUGGCACGUCUAGAAUGGGAAAGUUUUGAGAAGUGCUGCACCUCAUGAUUUCCACUUGGGGAUUUUUAUUUGUCGUUCAUUAGUCUGUUGCAUUUUUUAAUGAGAAUUUCGGCCUAAAGAUAUCCUAGCAGUAUCGUCUAUGUUUUCGUAGCUGUAACUCGGGUUUUUCUGUGACGAGUUUCAACAAGCUGUAGAAUUGACUCGCUGCUUUCUUUCCAGCAUGGUGCAAUUGAGUACUUUAGCUCAGGUCGACUUAAAGUAAGCAAAUUCUUAGGAACGAUGUAUAAUAAUUAUGGGAGGUUUCUGCUUUUUUUUUCGCGGCUGAUCGCGUUUGAUGACUGAAUCUUUUCUCGGAAUCGGGACAAUAUUUUUGUGAAGGAUGUGACGAUGUGUAUGCUUGCCCAAAAAGUUACGUGCACUCCCCCCGAAUCCCUCAGUAUUGAGGCUACGCGACGUUUCGCGGGAUCCGAAAUGCCUUCUCUUCGGGAAUUUGAAGAGUUGCGAUGCGGAAUCUAGAGAGAACCGUGUUGAUGAUAGCGUGGACGUCUGAAGGUGGAAAGUACAUUUUGGUGAUAAUAAUGAUCAAUAGAUUGUUUUUGUUCUUA